Nerophis lumbriciformis (worm pipefish) is the source of this 888-nucleotide messenger RNA. NCBI's taxonomy places the organism in Eukaryota, Metazoa, Chordata, Actinopteri, Syngnathiformes, Syngnathidae. The record is from RefSeq and is a predicted model, not a curated record.
AUGGCGGCGCAAUUUAACGCGGUGGUUUCAGCCCAGUGGCUGGCGGACGCAAUAAAAAGCGGCCUCGUAGGUUCCAAGAUACGAGUCCUGGACGCGUCAUGGUAUCUUCCGAUAACAAAACGGGAUGCGAGAGCGGAGUUUGCGGAGAAGCACAUCCCGGGCUCUUCGUUCUUCGACCUCAUUAAGAGCAGUGACGAGAGCUCUCCUUACUGCUUCACGCUUCCUAAAAGCGACCACUUUUCACGUUUUGUGGGCGAGCUGGGCAUCGGUAACGAUACGCAUGUGGUGGUAUACGACGCGCACGAUUUUGGCUCCUAUACAGCGCCCCGAGUCUGGUGGAUGUUCCGACAGUUCGGGCACAGUUCGGUGUCUGUGCUGGACGGGGGCAUGAAGAAUUGGUUGGAAGAAGGCCACCCGGUGACGCCAGAGCAAGUGAAACCGGAGCGGAGACACUUCCAGGCGACCCCUAACCCUGGGUGGGUGACGACUUAUGAAGAGGUGCUGGACAACAUCGGCACCAAGAAGUUCCAGGUGGUGGACACCAGACCUGCUGGCCGGUACAGGGGAAUCGAACCGGAGCCCAUUGAGGGAACACUACCAGGUCACUUCCCCGGUGCAGUCAACUUGCCAUUUACUUCCUUCCUGCAAACCUCUGGAAAGUUUCUGGUCAAAGAGGACCUGUUCAGCCAGUUCAAGGAAGCUGGGUUCAACUUGGAUCAGCCACUGAUGGCCACCUGCUCUUGUGGCGUUACGGCGUGCUUUGCUAUUCUGGUUGCCCACCUUCUCGGGCAUCCGGGCGUGCGUCUUUAUGAUGGCUCCUGGUCUGAGUGGUUUAAUAAAGCAUCGCCUGAGAACAUAAUCUCAGAGGGAGAGGGAAAGAAGAUGUAA